Parasteatoda tepidariorum (common house spider) is the source of this 3349-nucleotide messenger RNA. RefSeq names its product peptidyl-prolyl cis-trans isomerase FKBP2. Gene Ontology annotation, biological process: protein peptidyl-prolyl isomerization. NCBI's taxonomy places the organism in Eukaryota, Metazoa, Arthropoda, Arachnida, Araneae, Theridiidae. Gene Ontology annotation, molecular function: peptidyl-prolyl cis-trans isomerase activity. Gene Ontology annotation, cellular component: endoplasmic reticulum. The record is from RefSeq and is a predicted model, not a curated record.
AUUUGUGUAUAAAUAAUGCCUACGGCUAUGUAAUUAAACAGUUCGUUCCGAUUAAACCAUUGAAUCCGACUAUCGAUUUAUUUGUUUGUAAUAUUAUAUUUACAAACUAAGAAUAAGCUGAAGAGUUCCGAUUCGAAGCGAAAUCGUUCUUUUACUUCAGCCAUCUCAUUUAAUAAUGAUUGUUACAACCCUUUUGAUAAGGAAUUUGGCGAUAAUAUUUAUCGAAAAAUGGAAGCAUAGGCCUGUCUAUUUUUGAUCAUCUGAAGAAUAACAAAAAUACAUUGAACAGUAGAGCUUGUUAAAUUAUUCAAAAUUAUUGAUUAUUCAUUAAUAAUUACUCUUUUUAUGUGGCCCUUUGAAGUUGUGACACGUGUAUCAUAGCUAAGUUUGAUGUGAUUUCAUAAACUCUCACUAGUUCUUUUCUGUAUUCCCGUUAAUUUAUAUUACGAUGAAUUCCUUUAUCAAGUACAUCCUCUAUUUCUUGUUUGUUCUUUUUCUGUUUUAUUCAUUUAUUCCCACUGUAUCCAGUGAAGAUGCCAAAACUGCAAAAAAAAUUACUAAACUUCAAAUUGGGGUGAAAAAGAGAGUUGAAUCCUGUGAAAUAAAAUCUAGAAAAGGAGAUGUCUUGCAUAUGCAUUAUAAAGGUACACUUGAUGAUGGAACUGAGUUCGACAACAGUUAUAAGAGAGGAGAACCUUUAUCAUUCACCCUUGGAUCUGGACAAGUUAUUAGGGGUUGGGAUCAAGGACUUUUAAAAAUGUGUGAGGGAGAGAAAAGGAAAUUAGUCAUUCCUCCUGACUUAGGAUAUGGAUCAGCUGGUGCUCCACCUACAAUACCAGGAGAUGCUAUAUUAGUUUUUGAAGUGGAAUUAGUGAGAAUCGAACGAAAAUCAGAACUAUGAUUUUUAUAUUGUGAUUAAUUAUUCCUAUUUUUUUACUGUGAUUACUGAAAUCUUAAUUUUGAAUACGUAGAUAUACUUAUUUUGAUAAUGCCAGGCACUUACGCAAACUGAAACAAUAUUUAGUAUUUGCCAUAAUGUUUCUGUAACUAGCUAUAGCUCAAAAUUCACUUUCAACUACUUGCAAGUUGGUGAAAUUAAACCAAUUUUCAUUAAAGUUACAACAGAUUAAAGUUGUAACUUAUUGUAAUACAUUUAGUAGUUAUGAAGUCAUUUGAAUCAAAUUUAAAUUUCAUUUUACUUGGUAGUAAAAUAAGUAAUAUUUAAAGAAAGCUAAGCUUUAACAUUAAAUGGUCUGUAAUUAUUGUGUUCACAAGGGUAUUUAUUCUCUAAGUGAAAAUUGUAUAUCAAAAGCAGUAUCAAAAAUCACUGUAUCAGGGGUGAUUGUGAGCCCAAGUCUAAAUUCCGGAAAAUUUCUUGAGUAAAAAAAAAAAAAAAAAGUUGAAAUCGAAAAAUUAGAAAAAAAUUUAAACAAGGUUUUUUUCCUUUUUCUCAAUAUUUCUUAGUUUACUUAAAAUAUAUUUAAAAUUUUACAGAUACCUAUGAUGACUUGGAGAAGUAAUUCAAAUUUACAAAUAUGUCUUUCUUUCUUGAGUUUAUGAUUAUAAUAACUAUUUACUGAUAAAAAAUGAAUAUUAAUCUUGAAUAAAAGCUUAUAACGUAGCUCUCCUUACAAACAAAUAAAAUAAACUGCGUUUUUAAGUUCCACCUUCGAAAAUUUGAUUUCCGAAAACUUUUGUGAUCAAUGAUUUUUUGAAACAUCUGAACCUUCGCUCUCCGGAAACUUCCGGAUCACGGUUAGCGAAAUAUCCGGAAAUCCGGAUUUUUUCCGGAGCACAAUCAGCCCUGCUGUAUGGAGUUAUUUUGAAGAGGUGAAAUCAUUGUUACCCAAAGCCCUUCAAAUAUCCAUCUUUUGUAAAAUGAAACUAAUUCUGUUUUUUUUUUUAAAUUUCAGUGUAAUUACUACUUCCCCAGUAAUUGAAACAUUAAAAGCUAUUUAAGAGUGGCAUAAAAGUUGAAUUAAAACAAUUAUUAAUAGCAGAAAAGAUUGUGUGAAAAAUACAUGAUAGUAUCUUAUUUUAUGCAUUACAAAGCGAUGUGUGCAGUAAAAAGAAAACAACAUUAGUAUUAAAAUAAUAUUUACAGCAUGCAGUCCUAAAAUUGGCUCACUUUCGCAGUCGGUAAACAUAAUAACUUAUAAGAUAAAACAAUAAACUGAAAUGCAGAAUUUCAUACUUUAAACGUAUUCUGUUUAUUCAUAGUAUAUUUUUUACUAUUUUCGUGCAAUUACUCUAUUUCUGAUAUAAAUGUUUACCAGCAAGUAAUAUUUCCUCCAUUCUUCAAUAUUUUAGCUUAAUAGAAGAUCAUGUGAUGUGAAUCAUUCCAAAACUUAUUAAUUUUUCAAUUUAAUUUUAUUUUUCCAUUUUAUUGUUUAAUGAAUUUAUCUGUCAAAUUGUAGUCCUCACACUUUAUUGUUGUUUCCACUUUGAAAUGCAUAUCUAAAAAAGUGUCUCCCAUUUCAUUCCAAUCUGUAAAAAUUAUCUUUUACUAUCAAAUUACUUAAUAUGCAUUUUCCAACUUCUUGUAUUGUUGUAUAGCUUUUCAAAUAAUUAUGAACUAUUGUUUGUCAAUUUCUUUUAUUUUAUAAAGCUAAUUCAAUUUAAUCCGAAAUUUAUUGAAUGAGAACAAUAUUUAAUAUUAGCCUCAAAUUACAUUUCUUUUUUAUUAUUUAUUUGUGAUCAUAUUUAAUUGCAUGCAACUUGAAUAACAUUAAUAUAUUUAUUUCUUUAGAUUUGUCUUUCCUUUUUUUGUUACUUAUUUAGAAAUAUUUUUAUUCAAUAAGUAAAUUAAUUACUACAUAAAUUUCAUUUAUGUUUGCAUCGUUAAACGACGAAAGAUACGUAAAAAUAUCAUUUUAAGCACUGAAUUUUGUAAAACUUAAAUACAGCCAUUUGCUCUUUAGAAAUGUAAGAUCAAAAUGUUAUUUAUUGAAAUCUACUUAUUAUUUCUUUUAAUGGAAGUCAAUAAAACAUUUUAUAUGUGUGUUGUCACACUAUUUCUGAAUUUCUUUUUUAGUGUUGAUGCGUCAUAUCCAUUUAUAUAAUGUCAUCUUAUUUUUAGUAAUAUUUUGAAUACAGCUUAUAAAUUUUAAUUUUGUUAGACUUAAUAAUUAUGUUUCAUUUUUUAAAACAUAAAAGAAUUAAAUAAGAUUAAGGCAAAAUGUGCAGAGAAGCUAGUUGAGAUCAUGAAGCAAUCUUAACUUAUUUAAAUUUAUUACUAUCUGUACUUUUUCGUAUUGUAAUACGAAAAAGUUCAUAUGUUAAUAAAGCAAAAAAUGGCACAUUCUCUGUUGCAAGGGUGACAUUAAGAAAUAAAAAUAUAUUUCUUUUA